AUGAAUGUGAAUCGGACAGAAACAAAGUUUGAUGUGAUAAUUCUUACGUAAGUCAUUACAGAUGAUUUAAUUGAUCAAAUUAAGAUACGUAAAAGUUGAAAGAAACGUAAUUGAAUGAAGUAUAUCUUGGUAAAUUUAAAUCACACAAAUUAUUAUUCAAUGAAGUAGAAAUUAAGUUGAAAGUAGGAAAAUAGAGUUCCGGCAUCGCGGCAGCAAUGCAUUGACAAUGCACUAGAAUCUUGAGCGUUCGAGAGGAUCGUCGUGUAGUGUCCAUGGCCUUGAAGGCUCUCCUUGGACAAGGACAACGUGGGCAAUCUCUAGAUCUCCUUGCAAAGUCUAGAGAUCAAAGAAAUGAGUUGUCGAAUCAUCUUUAGUGAUUGUCACCUGGCGGAGUAAAAAAGUAGUGACUUUGCAGCUCUCUGACGGCUAUCACUCAACAAAAAAGAGCUGAAUGGAGGUGGGGUGCGUGUUAGGAAGCUUCAUCCUCAGAUCCACGUAGCAAUAGAAGGCUCUUCAUCCCAUCCGGUAUGCUCUCAAGAGGUGGCGACUCAUCUCUCGACGAAUCGUCUUCUUCUCGACGACAGCUUGUUCGUCGAUCAAUCAAAGAUGAUUUACUCAAUAGAUUCGCAAUCCUUUUAUCACGAAUCAUUUAGUAAUUUUAAUAACAAUGCUCUGCGAAUCAUAUUGAAGAGAUUUUUACCGAUGAUUUAGCAAUUUUGAUAGCUUAAUCCUUCACCGACAAUCUGUAGGAAAGUCGCGAUAAUCAGAUAAAAAUAUGAGUUUUGGCUCUAGGAGGAUUUGAACCCACGCUAGUUGCCCGCCUUUGAAGCCUUUUGGAGGAAGUCAAGUUUAGUCCCACAUCACUUGUGCGCUGAAAUUUUGGGCAAAUAUAUAAUAAUAUCACAUUUACAAGUAAUGAGUCAUUUUCUCCUACAUGUACAACCACUCCUUGCUUCAUAGCCAGCUGGCCACCGGUGACAUAGAAAGGGAGUGGUGCACACAUGCCCCCAUCAGUCCUAGCCACUCGAGCCCCUACUCGCAGCUCCCCUCGACUGCGCUUCUGACCUGCUUGCGGGCUCGGCUGGCCAAUAGGUCCCCCCUUUUUGCUAUAUUUUAAUUUUAAUUUUUUUUUCUUCAUUUAUCUCAAAAAUAGGAUUAUAAAAAUCAUAUAAAUUCAUAAAAAAUUACAUAAUUAGCCAAAAAUUCACAUGAAUCAAUUGAAAACCACUUUUCACAAUUUAACACAAAUAUAAGUCUAUUUAUUAUGAGUUAAGACUAAAACUAUAUUAUUUACUAAUUAUUAACUUAUGAUAAUAAAAACUUAUUAGAGGGAUAAAAAGAAAUAGGAUGAUAAUAAAGAAAGAAACUAUUAUUCUCAGAUGAAUGUGUGCUCAAAAAUUCAGACACAUAACAUGAGAUCAAUUGUGAAUGUCUCCAUAUUAUUUUAACAAUUGAAUAAUCAUUAAGCAGCCUUUAAUCUCACUGAUUUUAUAUUAAAAAAAAUAUAUCUAUUAUUUGCAGAACAAUGGGAACAUGAGUACGUUGAGAUUUGAAUACAAAAAUCAAUAGAAAACUAGUUGAAAACAAUCUUAGCUUGAUCUCAAACAAGUUUUGGAGGAUUUAGAACAAGAAUAAAGAUCAUUCAUUAAGUUUUAAAUUAGUUCUACUCAUUUCAAUUGAAACAUACAUGAAACAAAAAUAACUUAUCAUAAAAUAUAAUAAAUGACAAAAGCAAGUAAGUAAAUACUGAAAGUAAGAAAUAAAUCAUUGCUCAAUUUUAGUCUGUCUCUUGGGAAACUAGAGACACUGAUGUAGUGGCUUAGUUUUGUCUAGACGUGCAACACCAUGCUAGAUGUCGUAGAAGUAUUGUCUAGAAGAGUUGCGUCACUUAUCGGAAAGAUCCAUUGAAAGAGGGGUCGACCACACUUCACCAUCAUCUAGGGGGAGAAGGGAAGAGUUGACCACUCAUAGGAGGCCUCAAGUGUAGUCAAGGGAGGAAGGAAUGAACUUGCCAAUUUUCACAGAUCUUGAUCACGCAAAAAGGAGGGAAGAAUGGAUUGUCGUAUUCAUCACUAUCAUUAGGAUUUUAAAGAUAAUAAAAAAUAUCUAUUUUACUAAAUAAUAAUUAAUUAUUAUCUUUAUAUCCCUAGUGAUGAUACGUGCCAAAACUUAAGUUUACGGUAUCGUGGUGCUUUGCAAGCCAUUAGAUCAGAUGUGCUUGGUCACGUGGCACACCAAUCAACCCAGGAUCAACCUGCCACAAACUACUGCCGACCGAGAACUUAAGUCCCUAGCACUGUGGCACCUCCUUAACUAUCAGAUCACCAUUUAAGGCCACGUGCAUGCUGAGCGGCAUUGGAUUCAUGAACUACCAAUGGAUUACUUUAUGCAUCUGGUAUUGUAGCAUCUUGUCCACUGCAAAAUCCGGCUUAUCUAUUGACGUGGCUCGUUAAAUACCAUUAGAUCACACCGCAGUUCAAAUGGCCACCUUGAGACACACAAAAACAUUUAGUCUGACAUUGAAAAUAUUUCAAUACAUGAGCUGAAUAUAAAUCAAAGUUACUAUCUCUCAUCAAAGAUUCCUUCUCCAGAAAUAAAAUAAUGUCUAGGACCAUCUUGAGAGAAGGCAAAAAAGUGGUCCACUCUCAUGCAUACACAUGUGUACGACGCUCCUUGCUCCAUGACUAGUUGGCCAUUGAGAUGUGGUAGGGGAGUGAUGUACACAUGUGCAAAGCAAGUCCUUUGCCACUCUAGCCCAGCUUGUGACUCCCCUAGUCUGGGUCUACCCACUCAACCACAACGCCCCUCUUAGUCAAUUGCCUAAUGCUGGUUUACUAGUAAGUAGAAUAUUUUUAUAUUUUAUUAUUUUAUAUUUUUAAAUAAUCUAAAAUUAUGCUAAGUAAUUUAACUUUAGACUUUUAAAAUUAACAAUAUAUCCUAUAUUUAUUCUAUAAGAUAAAUAAAAUAAAAUAAAAUAAUAAAACUAACUAAAACAAAAAAAUCUAGCUUUAACAAAGAUAGUGUGGUGAGAGUCAAUGUAGUAAGAGAUAAUACCACGAGAUACUUUGAGAGGCAGUGCAGUAGGAAAUAAGACUAUGAUAUAACAUGAUAUAUUGAGAUAUACUAUGAGACACAGCGAGAUAGCGCGACAGUAAGGGCUGCAGUAGGAGGGGCUGCAAUAAUAGGUGCCAUGACAGCAAGGGUCGCAACGACAGGGGGGCCACAAUGGCAAGGGACUGUGGUGAUAGGGGCCACAAUAGGAAGGAGGAGGGGUGCAAUGGUAGGGGCCACAGUGGUAGGGUAGGCGCUGGCGCACUGGUUGCGCACAAUGCAGCAGGACAAUUGCACAAAGAGAGAGGACAGCACAUAGAGGAUGCAGCGGCAGCGACACAAUGGCAACAUCAAGUGCAACGGCAGCAACACGAUGGUAACGGUAGUGGCUAGAAAGAAUCCUAGGGCUCUAAUACCAUGUUGAUAAGGAGUUAAACCCUAAGAUUAUAUUAACACUAAAUGAAGAGAUAAAUGUAUUUAUAUAAGUGGGAGAAGAGAGAGAUAUUAUGGGCCUAAAUAGGCCAUGUAGAAGAGGAUUGACGUGACUCAGUUGUUGUAUAUUAAAUCAUGCAAAUCUAAAAUUUAUAAAACUAGAAAAUACGAAUUUUCGAAUAUUAAGAAGUAUUUCUGAACAAAUAUAUCAAUUAUAAUUUAAUUAAACUUCCAAAAAUAGCAGUAAUUUUCGAAGUCAAUCACAAGGAUGUAAUAUAAUAUCUGGUAAUUAUUCAGAAUUUUUCUCAAGGAAUACUAUUUUCUAUGAAUUUUAUACUAGGAAAUGAAAAAGAAAUAUAUUUAAAAUUCACGAAAAAAGGAAAUAAGGGUGCGGACGUCAGGAUGACGUCAACGCCUGGCAAACGCGAAUUGGGAGAAAACAGAGUUCUGCCCGGUGAUUCUUACGUAAGCGAUUACAGACGAUUUAAUUGAUCAAAUUAAGAUCUGUAAAAGCCGGAAGAAUCAUAAGUGAACGAAGUAUAUUUUGGUAAAUUUAAAUCACAGAAAUUAUCACUAAAUGAAGCAUAAAGUAAGUUAAAAGUAGGAAAACAGAGUUUCGGCGUCACGGCGGUGAUGUGUCAGCGAUGCACCAGAAUACUGAGCAUUCGGGAGGAUCGUCAUGUAGUGUCAAUGGCCUCGAAGGCUCUCCUUGGAUAAGGACAACGUGGGCAAUCUUUAGAUCUCCUUGUGAAGUCUAGAGAUCAAUGAAAUGGGUCGUCAAAUCGUCUCCGGCGGCUGUCACCUGGCAAAGCGAAAAAACGGCGACUUUGCGGCUCUUCGACGGCUGUCACCCGAUGGAGAGGAGCUAGAUGGAGGUGGGGCACGUGUCAAGGAGCUUCAUCCUCAGGUCUGCGCAGCAAGAGGAGGCUCUUCAUCACAUUUGGUACGCUCUCAGGAGGUGGCGACUCGUCUCCCGGCGGAUCGUCUUCUUCCCGACGACGGCUUGUUUGUCGAUCAAUCGGAGAUGAUUUACUCGAUGGAUUCGCGAUCCUUUUAUCGCGAAUCCUUCAGCAAUUUUAGUAAGAAUGCUCCGCGAAUUGUGUUGAUGAGAUUUUCGCUGAUGAUCCAGCGAUUCUGGUUGCUUAAUCUUUCACCGGCGAUCUGUAGGAAAGUCGCGGUAAUUAGAUAAAAAUAUGAGUUUUGGCUCUAGGAGGAUUCGAACCCGCACUGGUUGCCUCGCCUCUUCUGAGGAAGGUGACAGGUUUUCUCCCACAUCGGUUGUGCACCGAAUUUUUGGGUGAAUAUAUAGUAAUGUUACAUUUCUAAGCAAAGUCUCUUUCUCGUGCUUGUACGACCACUCCUUGCCCCACAACCGACUGGCCACCGGUGACGUGAAAGGGGAGUGGCGCACAUGUGCCCCCAUUGGUUCAAGCCGCUCGAGCCCCUACUCGCAGCUACUCCCCGACUGCACUUCCGACCCGCUUGCUGGCCCGGCUGGCCGAUGGGUCCCCUGGAUUUUGCUAUAUUUUUAUUUUUAUUUCUUUUUUAUUUAUCUCAAAAGUAAGACUGUAAAAAUCGUAUAAAAUCACAUAAUUACCUAAAAAAUCACGUUAAUCAACUGAAAACCACUUUUCACACUUUAACACAAAUAUAAGUCUAUUUAUCAUGAGUUAAGGCUAAAACUAUAUUAUUUACUAAUUAUUAACUCAUGAUAAUGAAGACUUAUCACACCCCCCAACUUAAAUCAAGUGGCCUAACACCUUUAUCUUAGCCUUGUCCACCUCAAGGCCUUUGUUAGAUACUAAGUGGCCUAACACCACUCCCUCUUGUACCAUGAAAUACAACUUCUCCUAAUUGAGAACUAACUUCUUCCUAACACAAAUCUCUAAAAUUUUGAUCAGGUGGGUGAGACAAUCAUCAAAAGUUUGUCCAAACACUAAAAAAUCAUCCAUGAAGACCUCCAUACCAUUAUGAAUAAAAUCCAAGAAGAUGGCACUCAUACAUCUCUGAAAAGUUACCGAGGAAUUGCAUAGCCCAAAUAGCAUCCGUCUAAAAGAAAAUGUGCCAAAUGGACAUAUAGAUGUGAUAUUCUCUUGAUCUUCAUGGCAUAUAACGAUUUGAUCAUACCCAUAAUAGCCAUCUACGAAGCAAAAGCACUUUUGACCAGCCAAUCUCUCUAGGAUCUGGUCAAUGAAUGGAAGGGGAAAGUGACAAGUUAGAUUUCUUACAGGUGUCAUUAGUCCUAAUCUCUUCGAUCAAAAAUAUUAUCAGUUAUGUUUUAAUUUGAUUCACGAAAUACUCGUAGAUAGCAGCGAGUCAGGUUGUCUCCUCAAGGAAUUUGAGGCUUACCGUUUAAUGCUCGUUCGAAUGAAGGAUAGAAUGGAAAAGAAAAUGAGGGGUCGUGGACUGGAAAGAGAGAAGAAGAGGGAAUGAUGAAUCCAGAUCCGAUUUCUCAGAUCUAGUCAGCAUAAGAAUGGCAAUCAAUUGUUCGUGACUUUUAUUCAUAAAUUUUGAACUCUAAUCUAACUAAAUGGAACCUUCUUCAUCUCAAAACUAACCUAGUAUCACCAUUCCUUCUUUCUUACUUCCGCCAAGAAGUGUUCACUCGAAGUAGUGGGAGAGACCUCAUCUAGAUGAGAUGAGGGGCACUCCAUAUUGACACACCUACAUUCACACAAUGCAAAGCUUGGAAAACCCUAAACCCUCUAGGUUGGCUGAAUCAUUGAAGGCCUCCUUAAUCAAAACCUAUUCAUGACAUAAGUUUUUCUCAAAUGUAUACGGCGGUGUUCCCUCUCUCUCCUUUCUCACUCGCCUCUCACACGCACAUGAGAAAUUGCUUAAAGGUUCUGGUGGCUUCUUCUCCCGCAAGGCCAUAGUCCAUCGAAUCAGUGGACUCCCUUCUCAUGAGCUCUCUCCUAAGCCAUCAGAUCCUUCUCCAACUAAAAGGCUGCCUCCUCACUCCCGUGAGUGAUGGUUGGGCUGUUGUAUCAUAGCCAUUGAUGAAGCGGCUACAACUGAGGCAUAAAUUCCUAAACUUGUUGGAAAAUAGUUAGAAAAUCACAAAAGCAUAUUCAAUGUCUAAAAUAAUCUGGUUUAAUCAGACACCCAAAUGUGUAUGAGGAGAUUAAUCUCAUAAAAUUCUAAGAAAUAUUUAAAAUAUUACUAUAUCUUGAAACAUGUUAAAAAUCAUAUUUAUUAAUGUAAACAACACAUUAUAAUAUCAUAGAAAUGUAAAAUUAACCAAGAUAAGAUGUAUUCCAGCACAUUAUUCAUGUACUAACAAAAAGCAAUCCUUAUUAGUAGAAGAAUUCAAUUUUCUAUAAUCAGUACACACUCACUAUAAUUCCCAACUUCUUAUGUACAACAUGGAUUGGGCUAACCCAAGGACUAUUAGAUAUGAGGUAUCUAAUAUGUGCAUUUGAGUACUUCAAGAUCUCUUCUCUUACAAUAUCCCCCAUACCUUUUAAAUUAGUUUUCUCUAGGCUUCUCUAACAAGUCUAGCAUUCUCCUCAAGAUAAAUUUUGUGCAUACACACAAAUAGAUCAAGUCUUCAAAUAUCUGCUAGAGAUCAACCAAUCACCUCCUUAUUUGCCCUAAGCAUAUUAGGCAAUUUAUUCUCUUGAUCCUAAGUCAAAUACGAUGAUAUAUCACUGCAUAUGUGACAUGACCUAGUCAUUAUGUAAUAAAUCAUGUAAAUUUAAAUGUUUAUCAAACUAAAAAAUAUCAAUUUUUGGAUAUUUAGAAGUAUUUAUGAUCAAAUAUAUCAAUUAUAAUUCAAUGAAAGUUUAAAAAAUAGUAUGAUUUUUUUAUGUCAAUCAUAGGGAUCUAAUAUAAUAUUGGGUAAUAUUUCAAAACUAAUUGCAAAGAAUAUGAUUUUUUAUGAGUUUUAGACUAAGCAAUGAAAAUAAAAUACAUUUAAAAUUUACAAAAAAGAAAAUAAGUGUGCAAGCAUUAGGAUUACGUUAGCCCCCUAAUAAACUAAAAUAGGUAGAAGUAAAGUUUCACCUAAUGAUUCUUACAUAAGUGAUUAUAGACAAUUUAAUUGAUCAAAUUAAGAUCUAUAAAAGCCAAAAAAAUAAUAAUUUAAUGAGGAAGAAUUUUGAAAUUUUAAAUCACACAAAGUAUCACUAAAUUAAGUAAAAAAUAAUUUUAAAGUAGGGAAGGUAAAGUUUAGACCUUGCAAUAAUGAUAACUAGAAUUUUGUUUGUUCGAGAUAAUUAUUAUGUGAUAUCCAUAACUUAAGGGCUCUUUUUGGACAUAGACAACUUAAGAAUUGACGUGACUUAGUCAUUAUAUAAUAAAUCACCUAAAUUUAAAAUUUAUAAAACUCAAAAAUACUAAUUUUUAUAUUUUUAGAUAUAUUUAAAAAAAAUUAUAAUUUAAUAAAAGGUUCUAAAAAUAAUGAAGAAUUUCCAAGUCAAUCACAAAGAUCAAAGAUAAUAUCAAAUAAUUUUUUAGAAUUUUCUUUAAAUACUAUUUUUUUCUAAAUUUUAGACUAAAUAAUGAAUAUAAAAUAUAUUUUAAAAUUCAUGAAAAAGGAAAAGAAGGGUGCUGAUGUCAAGAUGAUGUUAGUGCGUUCAAAAACAUGAUUCUUAGAUAAGUAAUUACAAAUGAUUUAAUAGAUCAAAUUAGGAUAUAUACAAGUCAAAAUAAUUGUAAUUGAAUAAAGAAGGUUUUAGAAAUUUGAAAUCACAUAUAGUAUUACUAAAUUAAGUAAAAAUUUAGUUGAAAGUAGGAAAGGUAAAGUUCCAGUCUCGCGAUAGUGAUUGCUAUAAUUUUGUAUGUUCGGGAUGGUUAUCGAGUAAUGUUCAUAGCCUCAAGGGCUCUUUUUGGACAUGAACAACUUAGGCAUUUACUGAAUCUUUUUUCAAAGUCUAGAAAAUAAUGGUGGAAGCUAAACUAAUUAGAAGUUAACGAGACAGAGUUCUAGUGUUGCGUCGGCGAUGUGUUAGAAUCUUGAGCAUUUAGAAGAAUUUUCUUGUCAUAUCUAUGACCUCAAAAGCUUUUUUUUAAUAAAGACAAUAUGGACAAUCUCUUGAUCUUUUUAUGAAGUGUAAAAAUCAAUCAAGUAGGUCAUCAAAUCUUCUUCGACGAAGUAGAAAAAUAGCAACUUUUCAGCUCUUCAAUAGUUAUUACUCGACAUAUAUGAGCUAGAUGAAGGUGGGACAUGUCUUAGAUAACUUCAUCUUCAAGCCUGCACAACGAGAGGAGGCUCUUUAUCCCAUCUGGUACACUCUUAGGAGGUGGCAACUCAUCUCCUAG
This is a messenger RNA of Spirodela intermedia, 8745 nucleotides long. The record is from the annotation of a GenBank genome assembly. NCBI's taxonomy places the organism in Eukaryota, Viridiplantae, Streptophyta, Magnoliopsida, Alismatales, Araceae.